Molecule: messenger RNA, 1469 nt
Organism: Sitophilus oryzae (rice weevil)
Lineage: Eukaryota; Metazoa; Arthropoda; Insecta; Coleoptera; Curculionidae
Product: protein tramtrack, beta isoform-like
Exons: 7
Coding region: 263-1342 (359 amino acids)
Biological process (GO): regulation of transcription by RNA polymerase II
Cellular component (GO): nucleus
Molecular function (GO): protein binding
Source: RefSeq, a predicted model, not a curated record
AAGUAGGCAACAUUGCUUUUUUUUAUUUACAUUAUUUAGAAAAGAUCUGUGAAGCACUGGGUUUGCGCUGGAGAUUUUCAAUUAAAAUACCUAUAAUUAAAAAUUAUCAAAGUGUUAUAAUUUUGUAGGUAUUAUCUUUAUCUUUGAACAGUCUGUUAUCAUGUGCAGAUAACAUAUUUUUGGUCCAGUAUAGUUUGCUUUAUUCAAUUAAAAUUGAUACUAAUCAUAACUUUUUAGGAUAACCUGGACAAUAUAUUAAAAUAUGGAAAUUCCUAAUUCAGGUGAACAGUAUAAUCUGAAAUGGAAUAAUCAUUUGGCCAAUUUUAUUCAAACUUUUAUAGAACAUCAGAAUGGAGAAUCCCUUGUUGAUGUUACCUUAUCUUGUGAAGGACAGUACAUUAAAGCACAUAAAUUGAUUUUAUCUGCGUGUAGUGACUAUUUUCAUAGUAUUUUUAAGAUUCAUAAUGUCCCACAUCCUUUUAUAUUUUUAAAUGGUGUACGAUUUGUGGACCUUAAAUGUAUUUUACAUUUUAUGUAUCAUGGAGAAGUUAAAGUCAUUGAUAAAGAUUUACCAACUGUCUUGGCUUUAGGGGAAACACUUCAAAUUAAAGGACUUUCGUCAGUAAAAUUAAGAGAUGUACCACCAGAUAAUGUUCAACCUGUUCCGCUCAUGCAACAGAAGCUACCAAAGAAAAUUCCAAGACAUACAAAAAGCAAUAACGCAUCUAACUCCCAUUUUUUACUACUGCAACCUAAUGAAGUUCCUUAUCAAAUCCCAAAUUUUAGUAAGAAAUCCAUUUAUAUUAAUAAUCCAGGUGAAUCAACAGACAAUAAUUAUACUAAAAUAAAAAGGAAAAAAUCCUGUUUAUCAAAUGGCCAAUCCAAACGAAAUAUAAUGCCUAAUGGGGAUUAUAUAUCUAAAUCUGAUAAUAAAAGUGAAGUAGCAUCUGAGGGUCCACCACUGUCAAAUAAAUCAGGGAGUGAUUCAGAAUCUGCUAAUAAAAUUGAAACUAACAGUUCACAUUCAGAACCACUACCACCAUUUAUGAUUUUUACAAACGAAUGGAAGAAAAAAUUGACCUUAGAACAUCCAGAAAAAAGUAAGAAAGAAAUAUAUGUUAAAUUGGGAAAUAUGUGGAAAAACCUAACACCGGAAGCGAAAAAUGUUUAUUAUGAAGCCGCUAAAAAAGGAAAUUAUAGCUUGAAACAUUCCAGCCAUACACCUGCAAAUGAAUCAAUAAAACGAAAAUCAGAUGUACUAAAUGAUUCUACAAAUACGACUUCCACUUUGGGCCCCACAGAAAUAGUAGAAAUUCAAGAAUCUGUUACUGACAGCGAAUAAGUUUACCCUAAUACUUUCAACAUAUUUGAAAUAAUUAUGUAUUAAUAAUGUAAAUAAUACUUUUAGAGAUAUCUACUUUAAAUUUUAGAGCAGCUGGUAUGUUAUUAAUAAAACAAUAAGUUGUUAU